Molecule: messenger RNA, 747 nt
Organism: Closterium sp. Yama58-4
Lineage: Eukaryota; Viridiplantae; Streptophyta; Zygnematophyceae; Desmidiales; Closteriaceae
Source: the annotation of a GenBank genome assembly
AUGGCGGACUUGAACGGGAAAAAGGCGGCGCUGGAGCGCGCGAAGCAGGAGCAGGAGGUGGCGCGACAAGCGAAGAGCCAGGCGAAGCAGAAGGCGAAGGAAGAGAGAGAGUAUUACGAUGAGCUGGAAAUGCAAGCCCAAGAAGUUAUCUUCGACGAAACGCAAGCCGCAAAAGACAUAAUCGAUGCUCAAAAUCUACUGGAAACGGCCAAAACGAGCUUGGAGGAGCAAACGAAGAUCGCCGCGGAGGCGCUUGCCGAAGCUACCUCUGCGGCUCGGGCGGCGGCGAGGCUCGGCACUCCCGAAGCGAAGGCGUACCAGCUGGAAGCGCAUAACGUCAAGCUGCAAUCGGAUCGAAUCUUGGUGGCGGUUCAGAAGCAGGUGAAAGAUGCGGAGUAUCGGGUUCAGUCGCGGACGAAGGAGCACGAGAAUAAGGUCCAGGACAAAGCCAACACACGAAAGGCCGCCGACGAGCAGAAGGUGAUAAAGGAAAAAGCGGAGAAGGACGAGAAAGACUCGACCACGAUGUACCAGCAGAAAAUUGCUAGCGCUAAGGCAGCGGACACGGAUGUGAAAGCGUCGAACGUGAUUGCGCAGCAGAAGCUGGCGGUGCAGCGCAGCGUCAAGGCCAAUCUUAAUGCUAAGGCGGCGGCUCGCGCGAGCCAGGAGAGGACUGUGGAAAUGCUGACGACCAGGUAUAACUCGAUGAAGGCAAAUGCGGUUAACGCGGAGGCGGAUGAAAACUAA